Sorex araneus (European shrew) is the source of this 4552-nucleotide messenger RNA. Its product is annotated as ALG13 UDP-N-acetylglucosaminyltransferase subunit. The coding region runs from base 478 to 663 and encodes 61 amino acids. The transcript has 4 exons. Lineage: Eukaryota; Metazoa; Chordata; Mammalia; Eulipotyphla; Soricidae. Gene Ontology annotation, molecular function: hexosyltransferase activity. The record is from RefSeq and is a predicted model, not a curated record. Gene Ontology annotation, biological process: dolichol-linked oligosaccharide biosynthetic process.
CCAGUAGGCGUUUCGGUUGGGAUUCCGCGCUCCCGCGGGGGGUCUCCGCCGCCAGGUUUUUCCUUCUCGAGCCUUCACUCGCGUCUGUUCGUCGUCCGUCGCCUUGUGCCCGCGUCCUCGCCCACCCUCCUUCCUGGGCCAGGCCGUGCGCCGCGCCCCCUCGGCGGGCGGCGGGCUGAGGCGGGGCCGCGCCGCUGAUUCGCUCGGCCGUGGCGCGGCUUUCCGAGCUCCGGGCGUGACCUGCAGAUCUUCGAGAGCCUGGGCUACAACCGGCUCGUCCUGCAGAUCGGCAGAGGAACGGUGGUGCCCGCAGCCGUGCAGACGGGCUCGUUUACUCUGGACGUUUACCGGUACAAGGAUUCUCUGAAAGAAGACCUUCAGAAAGCCGACCUGGUUAUUAGUCACGCAGGUGCAGGAAGCUGUUUGGAGACUUUGGAAAAUAGAAAACCACUUGUGGUUGUUAUAAAUGAAAAGCUAAUGAACAAUCAUCAGCUAGAAUUGGCAAAGCAGCUGUACAAAGACGGACAUCUCUUUUAUUGUACCUGCAGCACGCUUCCUGGACUGUUACAGUCAAUGGACUUAUCAACACUGAAAUGUUUUCCUCCUGGCCAGCCAGAAAAAUUUUCUGCAUUUUUGGAUAAAGUUGUUGGAUUAAAAAAAUAAACAGUAAAUUCUCACCAUUUUCAAAACACACUUGAAAUCUAGCCCAUUUGGAAUGUUUUAAAUUUAAUUGAACAUAAUAUAUGAUUGAAGAAUAAUACAAAUUAGUAAAGUUUUUAAAUCUGUAGGGUGUAUAUAAAAUUAGAUGGCAUGGGGGGCAGAGCAAUACUACAGUGGGUAGGGCGUUUGCCUUGCACACAGCUGGCCUGGCUGGGUUCAAUCCCCGGCAUCCCAUAUGGUCCCACAAGUACCGCCAGGAGUAAUUCCUGAGUGCAAAGCCAGGAGGAACCCCUGAGCACCACUGGGUAUGACCCAAAACGCAAAAAAAAAAAAAGAAAAAAGUUAGAUGGCAUGAAUAUUGUUUUUUGAUGCAAAUCUUAACUCCAACUUAGUAAAUUCAUUAUACUUAAAAAAUAUCAUAUUAAUAAUGUGGGAUGUUCAUUAUAGGUUUUUUCCUAGAAUCCCAAAUGGAAUCAGAGAGAAUCCUAAUUGAUUUGGAAGACUUUGACACAAACUCCAGAUGUAGGUAGUUUGAUCCUUAGAAUAAGUAAACCAUAACAAACUUUUAAAAAUUAUUUGAAUCAGAUUUUUUGCUUCAUAAUACAAAUUUUAUAGAAAGACUAGAACAUUAAUGUGUGUUCUGUAUAGUAAAGUUUAAUAAUUUCUAUAAAAAUUUGAAAGGUUAACUAUCAAAUCAGUUGAUCUAUUGUACCUGAAGAGUGGAUAUGUUCACUUUUAUUUUUUUGCUUUUUUGGGUCACACCUGGGAAUGCACAGGGGCCACUCUUGGCUCUGCACUCAGGAAUUACCCCUGGCGAUGCUCAGGAGACCAUAUGGGAUGCUGGGAAUUGAACCCGGGUUGGCCGCGUGCAAGGCAAAAGCCCUACCCGCUGUUCUAUCGCUCCAGCCCCAGAUAUGUUCACUUUUUCCUCUAAAAUAAAACUAGGAAAUGGUAGUAUAGAUUUUCCCAGUGUCAGAGCAUUACUCAUUUGAGAAAAAUACGUCAAAAAGCAGUUACAGAAUUUACUCUUAUUCUUCCAAGAACUCUCACAUUUUUUGUGAGUAUUGGGACACACCUGGCAGUACUCACGGUUUACUCCUGGCUCUGCACUCAGGUAUCACUCCUGGUAGGGCUCAGGAGAUCAUACAGGGUGCUGGGGAUUGAAACCUGGUUGAUCCUAAUCAAGGCAAAGACCUUAUCCACUGUAUUUUUGCUCUGGCCCAGGACUCACUCCCAUAUGAUACUGAAACAUUUACUGUAACAGAAGAGUUUAUUUAUAAAAUCAGUUAUAAAUGACUUAGUUAUUUGAUGUAUAUGGUGUUAAAAUUUACUUUGAGUUGCAUAGGUUAUAACAUUUCUGUUAGAAGAAACGGUCUCAAAGCCUAUAAAAUAAACUAGUUAUCCCUAAGUAUCCAUCAGUUUUCUGGUAGGAAUUUUAGAUAUGUAUAUCUAUAGAAAUAGGACAUUAAGUGUAAAACUGACCUUUCUACCACAGUGUGGAGUAAUCCAAGCAUUUUACUUGGGAUAUAUUAUAUAAUGUUCUUAUACAAUUAUUUUCAUGAUUAUAUUUUAGGCUCAUUUAUUUAGGAUAAUAAAUUUUUGCUAACGAUAGGUGUUGGCUGAGAAAUACACUGGCUAGCAGGAAGAAACUUGGACUAACAUUUUACUGAGAGUAAUCUAAAAGUGAGUAAUCUACAGUAGUUGAGAAGUCACUUCACCAUGAUGGUAUGUUAAUAUUACACUAAAGUACGAAAUGUCCACCCGAUUUUCUGAAUGCUCUUUAAAUGUGUUUUCAAUUUGAAAAAAAUCAUUACUUAAAAUUUAUGUUGAUCUGUUAUGAAAGACUUGCUAUAUAGAGAAUCAGCAACGAAGUGUUCAAACAUCGCCAACUAAAAAGCAAUAUGAGACCACAAGUCCUAUGCUUUCUUCAUUUCCACCUUAAUGCAUAACCUAGUUUAUUCCAUUGUUUUUAUCAGAGGUUUAACCCACUGUUGUCAAGUGUGAUUUCCCUGACUACACUGAAAAUUUAUAUCAGUUGUUGGGUUUAAAAUCAAAAUAUACCCUAGAUUAGUUUUGGUUUGGUAGCAGUCUUCACAAUUCUGGAAAUAGUACAAUCUCAUCAUUUCUUAGAUGAAGGAGUAGGCUACAAUUUGUCUAAAAUACAGGUGUUUUGUCAGAGUUCCCAUUCGAAGCAACUCCUUGACUCCCAUUGAUGUGUUCUUUCUACCAUAUCAUAUAUUGUAAGAUUAUUUUAUUUAUAAUUGUUUAGUAUUAGUUAUUUUACUCCCUUCUAAGGAAAUAAUUGUUUUCUUUCCAAAAGUUAUUUUAUGGGGAAUUUUACACUUAGAUGGCUUUUUUUGGGUGCACAUGACAACCUUAUCUCAUAUUUAGAACUUAGAAUUCAUGAAUUUCUUGAAUGUAUAAUAAUGCCACGGGUGGGGUCAAAUGAUUAAAGACUUUAAUGUAAAUAAGUAGGCUGGAGUGAUAGCACAGUGGUAGGGCGUUCGCCUUUCAUCCAGCCGACCCGUGUUCGAUUCCUCCGCCCCUCUCAGAGAGCCCGGCAAGCUUCCGAGAAUAUCGCGCCCACACGGUAGAGCCUGGCAAGCUACCCAUGGCGUAUUGGAUAUGCCAAAAACAGUAAUAAUAAGUCUCACAAUGAGAGACAGUACUGGUGCCCACUCGGACUAUGAGCAACGAGAUGACAGUGACAGUGACAAUGUAAGUAAGUAUAAUUUGGAAAGUGUAGAAGAAUUUUUUGAAUGCUAAGUACAAGUCAUUUUAUAGAUUAGAGGGCAGGACAGAGUAAUGGCCAAGUUUAUAUGUUACUAGUCCUUAAUGAAAAUAAUAAUGUCAAUCAGAAUCCUAUUUUAAAAUGACCUCUGACCAAAAUGUGAAAGAUAUUCUGUGCUCCUAAGGGUCUAAAGUUUGAUUUGCAAGUUGGAAAGAAAAAGUUGAAUUUCAAUAUUUUUCAUCACUUAAGAGGACAGGGUAUUUGAAAUAAAAUUGCCUAUAAACUUAGAUUGUAUGAUAAUCACGUAUUUAGGCUAUUUAAUUUUUGACCUUGUUUUGUUUUCAUAGUGAACUCAUAGCCUCAAAUUUCAAGGCAAAUACCUUCCCAUUGAGCUCUGUGCCAUGCCUUACAUUUAUAUUUUGAGCAUACUCAUUACUGCUAAAAUGUCUCCAUGUGGAGACUUUUAAGGUGUUUCACCUAUUUGCAAGUUACCUAUGGACUCAUGUUUCCUCUUUAAACAUUUGGGUUUUAGGUUCUAUUUUUACUCCAUCAAUACAAUUUUGUUUUUUUGUUUAUUACAUAUUUUUUCAGCACUCACCUAGCUUUUCUAUUAAUUCUUCAUCCCCAUCUCUGAAUUAAGCUUUUAAAUGGUAUUUUUAGUUGCUUAUUAGUCGUAUCUGUCUGUUAAUUCUCUUAGCACCUUAAAAUUUUAGUGCCCAAGCUAAGACCAUAUCUCUCCAACUAAUACUUUUGAGAUUCUCCUCUCUAUCAGUUGUGCCUUGAUAAUUUUGGUUAGUCCUGUUUUAUAUUCUUAAUCCUUUUUAUGCAGUUGGUCACCAGGUACUUUCAGCUUUUUAAAUAUCUCAAGCUCAAUUAUCUGUUUAUUUAGUCUCUUAGUAAAUGCAUAACAUGAACUCAAAUUUUGUAGUAGGACUAAGAACAUGAUUCCUGUUUUGGAAGUACUCAUUCAGUCUAGUUCAGUAGAAAAAUGUCUUGAUCAUUCUUGAGUCUUCUGCCUGAAAUAUAGUAGGCCUUUCAUAACUAAUAAACACUUAUUGCAACUUACUGUUCUUUUCUUAGCUUGAUUAGGAGUAUGUACUGGUUCUGAGAAAAACUACUUUGUACUGCUUUUAUGUCCCACAAAUAAAUGCAGUCAUUCUC